Coffea eugenioides is the source of this 1184-nucleotide messenger RNA. RefSeq lists its product as uncharacterized. Bases 209 to 868 code for a protein of 219 amino acids. The record is from RefSeq and is a predicted model, not a curated record. The transcript has a single exon. NCBI's taxonomy places the organism in Eukaryota, Viridiplantae, Streptophyta, Magnoliopsida, Gentianales, Rubiaceae.
UCACAAAUUUUUUUUGAUAGAGACACCUUCAGUAAUCACAUCAAACAUCAUUUCUAGAUUUGUUAUAAUCAAUUGCUACUUCCCUUCAUUUGAUAUUGACACUGGCUUUUUAUUAGAUCUUGAAGGUGGAUUGAUACGAUUUUUGGGAAGUACUGACCCCAUUCACAUCAGAUCAGCUUUGUAAGUAAUAAAUCUAUCUACAUACAGGAUGAAGAACACUGUGGCCAGUGCUAGUGCUAGUGCUACCGCCGUUGCAAAACAAAUUGUGUCCCUCUUACGCUCUAUGGCUAGAGCCAAAUCAGUGGCCAUCAAAAGCAAAACUGAUGCUAUAAGAGCUCGACUUGAAGUUUUCUCGCUGUUGAGAAACAAAAAGCUUUCUUUGGUUGCAUUCUUUCGCAAGAUCCAUUCAUUACUACCAGGAGGAGGACACCAAGAGAAGAUCAAAACUGACGAGGACUGGGCCACAAGCAACCUUCAAUUACAAUGUUGUUCGAGUUCAUCAAGUCAUCAACUACAGCUGCAGGUUCCCAAGGACGAUGAGGUUUUGGACAGCUGCUCCAUUAAUCCUUACUACAAUCAACCAGAUUAUCAUGAUGAGGAUCCAUAUCCUGACCUUACUCAUUCGUUGUUCGAUGAGGCAGAUGCUUAUGAUAAUGAGCUAGACCAGCUGGUCCUCAAGGGAGAUCCAAAUGCUUCUGUCAUAGAUCUGGUCAAAAACUCGAAAGAGCACUGCGGGGAGAAUUUCAGCCUGGAAGCGGAGAUUGAUCACGUUGCUGACUUGUAUAUCAUGACGUUCCACAAAAAGAUGCGAAUGCAAAAGCUCGAGUCUUUCAAGAGGUAUCAAGAAAUGCUGGAGAGAAGUGUCUAAUUUCUAACUUUACUUUUUCUUAACCAACAUUUUGGUAACUUCCUUGCCUCUGCAUGACUCCACCGAGUUCGAUUUUAUGCAUCUCAGGGAGCUCCAAAAUUUGCGUUCCCCUUGUUGAUCAACUUGUGCCCUCGGUCUUCCUUGUUUUAUAUAUCAAUUGUAUUCACUAGUCAAAGGGACUAUCAACUAUCAAGAGCACUCAAUUUUUAGUUACGAGUGUGACCAAUGAUCCAAUUUGAGUACCUUUACUAGACCUCAACAGAAAACUGAAGAGUACAGCAGCAAGUGAUUGAGAAACAUGAAUUUCAUUGGUUAA